Messenger RNA from Fomitopsis serialis, 772 nucleotides. RefSeq lists its product as uncharacterized. NCBI's taxonomy places the organism in Eukaryota, Fungi, Basidiomycota, Agaricomycetes, Polyporales, Fomitopsidaceae. The transcript has a single exon. Bases 83 to 691 code for a protein of 202 amino acids. The record is from RefSeq and is a predicted model, not a curated record.
AUAGAGACUGGGUACAGCGCAUACCGGGCCCGAGGAUUAAGGGACGCCACACGCAAGCUUGUCCACCCAUUUGCCCUCUUGCAUGCUCGCCUGUUCGCCCGCUCGCCCACCUGCCGUCUGUAACGCCGCCGCCUGGUCAGAGUCGCCCCCUCUUGCAUACUUGCUCUCACAUCCGACUCUGUCCGCCCUCCUGUAUGUCUGCCAAAGGGGGCCUGUUCUCUCGCCUGCCUUACCUCGCCCGCAUACUCUCUCGUGUUUUCAGCCUUCUACCCUCUUGCGUGCUCACUCUCUCGGCUUCUUGUUCCCUCACUGUCUCGCUCUCGCGCGUCCUCUCGACCUCACUCUCGAGCAUUGUCUUAAUGGCUUGAUCCUUCAUGCACUUAUCCUCUCGCCCGCCCGUGUGCUCGCCCAUCUAUGGUUUGACAUGCUCAUUCGGUGGCUCGUCGGCUCUCUGGCUCACCCACUGGCUCUCGCCUGGCCGCCUCCUCUCACUGCUCUCACAUGCCUGUAUAUUAUCGCUCUGUCACAUGCUCCUACAUCAUCUCGCCUGCGCACCCUCUCGCCCGCGCACCCUCACCUGCGCAACCUCUCGCCCGCGUCACCUCUCGCUCGCACACCCUCUCGCUCGCACACCCUCUCGCUCGCACACCCUCUUGCCCAGGCCCCUCUUGCUCGUACAUUCGCUCGCUAGUCCAUCAAGCCGUCCACCCACUCUUGUCCGUGCUUCUUCGCUAUGCUUUCUCUUGCUGGCGCUCUCACGCGCCCACUCGCC